Messenger RNA from Arabidopsis thaliana (thale cress), 1207 nucleotides. It is a transcript of the gene COL3, whose product is annotated as CONSTANS-like 3. Bases 124 to 1008 code for a protein of 294 amino acids. The transcript is spliced from 2 exons. Gene Ontology annotation, cellular component: nucleus. Gene Ontology annotation, molecular function: zinc ion binding. Lineage: Eukaryota; Viridiplantae; Streptophyta; Magnoliopsida; Brassicales; Brassicaceae. Gene Ontology annotation, biological process: regulation of flower development; regulation of DNA-templated transcription. The record is from RefSeq and is marked reviewed.
CCCUGCGCGUCCGGUACAAUCGCCACUUCCAUAACACCAAGAGUCAAUACAAAAAAAAAGCCGACUCCAUUAUUAUCCCUCUCUCUACAAAAAAAACAGUAGAGAGAGAUAUAGAGAGCAUCAAUGGCGUCGUCGUCAAGACUUUGCGAUUCGUGCAAAUCGACGGCAGCAACUCUAUUCUGCCGCGCAGACGCCGCGUUUCUCUGCGGCGACUGCGACGGUAAGAUCCACACAGCUAACAAACUCGCAUCACGUCACGAACGAGUUUGGCUAUGUGAAGUAUGCGAACAAGCACCAGCACACGUCACGUGCAAAGCUGACGCCGCUGCGUUAUGCGUCACGUGCGACCGUGAUAUCCACUCAGCUAAUCCACUCUCUCGCCGCCACGAGCGCGUACCAAUCACUCCUUUCUACGACGCUGUAGGUCCAGCAAAAUCCGCUUCCUCCUCCGUCAAUUUCGUAGAUGAAGAUGGCGGUGACGUCACUGCUUCGUGGCUUUUAGCUAAAGAAGGAAUCGAAAUCACUAAUUUGUUCUCCGAUCUUGAUUAUCCGAAGAUUGAGGUAACGUCGGAGGAGAAUAGCUCCGGUAACGACGGAGUUGUUCCUGUGCAGAAUAAGUUGUUUCUUAACGAAGAUUACUUCAAUUUCGAUCUCUCUGCUUCCAAAAUUUCUCAACAAGGAUUCAAUUUCAUCAACCAAACUGUUUCGACGAGAACGAUAGAUGUACCGUUGGUGCCUGAAAGUGGAGGAGUGACGGCGGAGAUGACGAACACGGAGACGCCAGCUGUGCAGUUAUCACCGGCGGAGAGGGAAGCAAGGGUUUUGAGGUAUAGAGAGAAGAGGAAGAAUCGGAAAUUUGAGAAGACGAUUAGGUAUGCGUCGCGUAAAGCUUACGCUGAGAUGAGGCCGAGAAUCAAAGGACGUUUUGCUAAGAGAACAGAUUCGAGAGAGAAUGAUGGUGGAGACGUCGGAGUUUAUGGCGGAUUCGGUGUUGUUCCGAGUUUCUGAUAUUUUCCGGUGAAAGAAACAUGGUAGUAGUAUAUCGGUUAAUAGCAGAUUAAGGAUAAUUAAAACUAAAAUGUUUCCUGAUUUAAUCAGGGGCUAAGUUAUUGUUAGAAGAUUGUUGUUUUUUGAAUUAAUUCUCACAAUUGUAUCCUAAAUUAUAUAGUUUACUUAAUGUUGAACUAAUAAAUUUUGAUUUACAAUC